AUGGACAGUGCUAUCACCCUAUGGCAGUUCCUCCUUCAGCUCCUGCAGGAGCCGCAGAACAAGCACAUGAUCUGCUGGACCUCUGACAACGGGGAGUUCAAGCUUCUGCAGGCGGAAGAGGUGGCUCGGCUCUGGGGGAUUCGUAAGAACAAGCCUAAUAUGAACUACGACAAGCUCAGCCGAGCCCUCAGAUACUAUUAUGUAAAGAAUAUCAUAAAGAAGGUGAACGGUCAGAAGUUUGUGUACAAGUUCGUCUCUUACCCGGAGAUUCUGAGCAUGGACCCGAUGAAGGUGGGCAGGAUUGAGGGGGACUGUGAGGCCCUGAGCGCCGGUGAGGUGGGCGGCUCCCGGGACGCGGAGAGCGGAGGGAAGGAGCGGCCCCCGCAGGCCGGUGCCAAGGCCUCCAGCCGCAACGACUACAUCCACUCCGGCUUGUAUUCCUCGUUUACCCUCAACUCUUUGAACGCUUCCAAGAGGAAGCUCCUCAAGUCUAUAAAGAUGGAGAACCCCGCCGAGAGACUGGCAGAGAAGAAAUCUCAGAAGCCAGCACCGUCCGUCAUUAAAUUCGUAACAACGCCUUCCAAAAAGCCACCGGUGGAUCCUGUCGUCGCUGCCCCCGUUCCAGCGGGCGCCGGUGUUUCCCCAUCUCCGGAAGAGACUCUCCAAGUGCUGGAGACGUUGGCGUCCCCCUCCCUGGAAGCCCCGGCCUUUCCCAGCACACCCGUCCCGUCCCCUUCCUUCCAGGAGCCCCCGAGAUCACCCUCCCCGCCGCUCAGCUCCAACCCAGACAUCGACACGGACAUCGACUCCGUGGCCUCGCAGCCCGUGGGGCUGCCGGAGAGCUUGGCGCUGGAGCCCAGGGACCAGGACUCGGCCUUGCCGGGAAAGGACAGAACAAACAGCUCAUCCAGAUCCAAGAAGCCCAAGGGGUUGGAGCUGGCCCCCAUCCUCCUGAUCACGGGCAGCGACCCCAGCCCCCUGGGCCUCCUGAGCCCCUCUCUCCCCACAGCGUCCCUGACGCCAGCACUGUUCUCACAGACGCCCAUCUUACUGACUCCCAGCCCCUUGCUCUCCAGCAUCCACUUCUGGAGCACCCUCAGCCCUGUCGCUCCCCUCAGCCCAGCCAGGCUGCAAGGUGCUAACACGCUUUUCCAGUUUCCUUCUGUUCUGAACAGUCAUGGGCCGUUCACUCUGUCUGGCCUGGAUGGGCCUUCCACCCCUGGCCCCUUUUCCCCAGAUCUACAGAAGACAUAA
Molecule: messenger RNA, 1254 nt
Organism: Pipistrellus nathusii (Nathusius's pipistrelle)
Lineage: Eukaryota; Metazoa; Chordata; Mammalia; Chiroptera; Vespertilionidae
Source: the annotation of a GenBank genome assembly